AUGGCCUUUAGACGCUACGACGUGCAAUCCGAGUCUGCACAGUCGAGCUGGGCCCGACGGCGGGCGUCGCUGCCUCCCACUGGGCCCGCUGCUACUGCUGCUGAGCCUGCUGCGGCCGAGAGCAAUCCUCAAACUCCAGAAGGAAGUCCAAAGGCUCCAAAAGCACUCUUAUACGAGGCUAAACGACGGCCAUCGUGGGGCGUCGGUCACCGUAGGAGUUCAAGCUCGAGCACGGGCUCGCAGACAAACUUGAUCCCCAUCAAAGACAAGCCCGCCGUUGAAAAUCCAGCGAUGCAAGCCCUCAAGCUGCAGAAGAAGUAUGCGGGAGUCGUUACACAGGAGGAAAUGUUAGAGUUGAUCAACAAAUUCAAUGCGAUCGACACGGAUAGCACAGGACGCGUAACAAAGACGGCAGUCAUCAACGCUAUUCAGAGCAGCGGCGCGGCCACCUAUGAUCGUGCACGAGAGACGCUCAAGGACGUCAGCGUGGACGCGUCGGGAAAGGUGGAACUGGAAGAUUGGGUCGAGCUCAACGUCAAGCUCAAGCAGCAGGCCCAGCCGGUGCUACCCACCAGAGCAGGCAAAGUCACCGUCAAAGGUUCAAAUGCAAACGUCAGUCAUACAAUAAACGAAGAUGAGAGAGAACAGUUUACCAGUCACAUCAAUGGCGUCCUGGAAGGCGACGAGCACAUCGGAAGCCGUCUGCCGAUACCAACCAAUAAUAUGCAAAUCUUUGACGAGUGCAGAGAUGGCCUCUUACUUUGCAAACUCAUCAACGAUUCCGUCCCCGACACGAUUGAUAUCCGUGUCUUGAACAUGCCGACAGCCAAGAGGCCCCUCAACAACUUCCAAAUGACCGAGAACAACAAUAUUGUCAUAACAUCUGCCAAGGCCAUUGGCUGUUCGGUUGUCAAUAUUGGCUCCUCUGAUAUUGCCGAGGGACGGGAACAUCUCAUCCUCGGUCUCAUUUGGCAAAUCAUUCGACGUGGACUCUUGAAGCACGUCGACAUCAAGAUCCAUCCCGAACUCUACCGUCUCUGCGAAGAAGGAGAAACCAUCGACGACCUGCUCAAGCUCACCCCCGACCAAAUCCUCAUCCGAUGGUUCAACUACCAUCUCAAGGCAGCAGGAUGGCAUCGACGAGUGGCCAACUUUAGCAAAGACGUCUCGGACGGAGAGAACUAUACCGUCUUGCUUAACCAACUCAAGCCCGACGAAUGUUCGCGGGAUCCGCUAAAGACGACGGACAAGUUGAAGCGUGCAGAGCAAGUGCUCCAAAACGCAGACAAGAUUGGGUGCCGCAAGUAUCUUACCCCUCCGGCCCUCGUUGCGGGUAAUCCGCGUCUCAAUCUAGCCUUCGUCGCCAACUUGUUCAACACGUGGCCUUGCCUAGAACCGCUUGAACCAGGACAGGAUCUUGGUCCCGUCGACGACUUUGACGCAGAGGGAGAACGCGAAGCGCGUGUGUUUACCCUUUGGCUCAAUUCGUUGGACGUCGACCCUCCAGUCUACAACUUGUUCCAAGACCUCAAGAACGGUGUCGUCAUUCUAUCCGCGUUUGACAAAGUCGCACCAGGAUCCGUCGUAUGGAGACGAGUCUCCAAACCAAGAAACGUACCUGGGUCUCAAGACUUUGGCCAGAGUCCCCCUGAGAACGAAGACGAGGAAGAGACGGGUGUGACCCCGAAUAUGCCGCAGCUUUCGCGCUUCAAGUGUGUCGAAAAUACCAACUAUGCCGUCGACCUUGCCAAGGCCAACGGUAUGCACCUCGUCGGUAUUCAAGGUGCCGAUAUUGUCGACGGCAAGAAGACACUGGUCCUUGGUCUUGUUUGGCAAUUGAUGAGAUUGAACAUUACCAAGACGUUGACAGCGCUCUCUGGGAACAACAAGCCCAUUUCGGAUACAGAAAUCCUCAAAUGGGCAAACAGCAAAGUGGCGACCAAGCCAGGAUCCAAGCCAAUUCGCAGCUUCAAGGACCCGUCCAUCUCCACUGGUAUCUGGUUCUUAGACUUGCUCGACGCGAUGAAACCUGGCAUUGUCGACUAUUCGCUCGUGUCCAAGAAUCCUCAAGAGUACGAGGAGAAGAGGCAGAAUGCCAAACUCGCCAUUUCGAUUGCGCGCAAGAUGAACGCGCUCAUCUUCCUCGUUCCCGAGGACAUUGUCGAUGUUCGCGCGAAAUUAAUCCUCACGUUCGUGGGCAGUCUAAUGAGCUUAAAGGUUUAA
Molecule: messenger RNA, 2223 nt
Organism: Serendipita indica DSM 11827
Lineage: Eukaryota; Fungi; Basidiomycota; Agaricomycetes; Sebacinales; Serendipitaceae
Source: the annotation of a GenBank genome assembly